Messenger RNA from Caenorhabditis bovis, 1608 nucleotides. Lineage: Eukaryota; Metazoa; Nematoda; Chromadorea; Rhabditida; Rhabditidae. The record is from the annotation of a GenBank genome assembly.
AUGAAAAUCGAACUGCCGCUGGCCGCCCGUCAAAGUAACCGACGAGGGAGUUCGCAUGGUGAAGAGACGGCAGAUGAUCGUCAAUGGCAGAUGAUCGUCAAUGUCGUCAAAUGCGGCUUUUGUAAAAUGGAUUUACGUAAAGGAGCGGAGAAUCCACGAUACGCAGUGAAUAAUACAAUCGUUGGAUUUAACACCUCUCAGGAAAAACAUCGAAACACAAUAAACGAAUAUCAUCCAGAAUCUUCAGAUCGUAUAAAAUGCAUAAAGAAAGUUUUUGAAGAUUCAAAUUUAUUGGAGAAAUGUAAAGUUCUUACGGAUUUUCCAGAAUUGGACACAAGAAAAUUGCACGAAAUUCAUACAAAAGAAUAUAUCGAAAAACUGCAGAUUGUAAAACAUCUUGAGCAAACUGAAAUAAAUUCCUUUUGCUCUGAAUUCGAUUCAGUGUUUAUGACACAGGAAACAGUCGAAGCUGCCAAAGAAGGAGUUGCCUGCGUACGGGAAUUAGCAUAUCAAAUCGCAAUAGGUGAAGCAACAAAUGGCUUUGCCGUUGUUAGGCCACCAGGACAUCAUGCAGACGAAAAAGAAGCUUGUGGGUUCUGCAUUUUCAACAAUGUUGCACAAGCUGCAUCAGUCGCAUUGGAAUGUGGAGCAAAAAGAGUUUUAAUUGUCGAUCUUGAUGUACACCACGGACAAGGAACCCAACGAAUAUUCUAUGAAGACAAGCGUGUGCUUUACUUCUCAAUCCAUCGAUACCAACAUGGAACUUAUUGGCCCCAUUUACCGGAAUCUGAUUUCGAUCAUAUUGGAAAGGACGAAGGUCUCUAUUACAAUGCAAAUGUGCCGUUGAAUGAAACUGGAUGUGGAGAUUCUGAUUAUUUGGCUAUUUUCUUCAAUGUUCUUCUCCCAAUGGCAAUUCAAUUUAAUCCACACUUUGUCAUUGUGUCUGCUGGAUUCGAUUCCCUUCAAGGAGAUCCGAUUGGACAAAUGAACCUUACUCCAGAUGGUUAUUCACAUCUUAUUCAUCAUCUAAAACUUUUAGCACAAGGAAGAUUAUUAUUAGUUCUUGAGGGAGGAUACAAUCACGAAGUCAGUGCAGUUGCUGCUCAUCGUUGUUUGCGGGUCCUACUUGGAAAAUCACCAUAUCCGAUCGAUGUUUCCAAUCCACCAAAGAAAUCGGUCAUUAACUCUUGUCUUUCUUCGAUCUCAGUUCUUCAAAACAUCGACUUAGAAACCCGGAUUUAUAUUAAUGGUGGUCAUGAAAACCAUUUUGAUGAUGAUGAUGAUGAUCACCCUGAGAAUCCUGAACGAAUUCCACGCAUUAUACGUCAACUGCAGAAAUCCGAACUAAUUCAUUGCUGUACCGAAGUGAACUGCGACAGAGUUGCAACAGACAAUGAAAUAUUACUCGUGCACACGCAAGAAAUGCUUGAAAAUCUAAAGAGAACUAAAUUUAUGAGCAAAGAGCAACUCGGAGAGCAAAUGCGCGAUCAUGAUUCGAUAUUCUUCACAAAUGAGACAUUCGACGUGGCAACAAAAACCGUUGGAACCGUUUUGCAGAACCCGUUGACCAAGUUUCCGUAUUACAAUUCAUUGAGACUAUUCGAUUAA